Messenger RNA from Saxophila tyrrhenica, 435 nucleotides. RefSeq names its product MFS siderochrome iron transporter 1. Gene Ontology annotation, molecular function: transmembrane transporter activity. Gene Ontology annotation, cellular component: plasma membrane. The record is from RefSeq and is a predicted model, not a curated record. The transcript has 2 exons. NCBI's taxonomy places the organism in Eukaryota, Fungi, Ascomycota, Dothideomycetes, Mycosphaerellales, Extremaceae. The coding region runs from base 1 to 435 and encodes 144 amino acids. Gene Ontology annotation, biological process: transmembrane transport.
AUGUGCCAGAUCUUCAUCGCCCUCGGAGGCGGAGCACUCGUCAUCUGUGAGCAGCUGGCAGCGAUGGCCGCCGCGAGUCAUCAAUACGUUGCCGUCGUGCUCGCGGUCGAGGGGAUGUUCGCCAAUGUCGGUGGUGCCAUAGGUGGCACAAUAGCAUCGGCCAUGUGGACAGGCAUAUUCCCGCAGAAGCUGCUACAAUACCUGCCACAAGAGGCCAAAGCAGACUACAUCACGAUCUACGGUGAUAUCACUGAACAACUAAGCUACCCGGUCGGGAGUCCCGUGCGAACGGCUAUUCAGGACGCAUACGGCGCUAUGCAGCGGUACAUGCUUAUUGCAUCGACUACCGUCUUGAUCGCGGCCGUGGCGUCUGUUAUUGUGUGGAGAGAUAUCAACGUCAAGAACUUCAAGCAGGUCAAGGGCCGGGUGUGGUGA